This is a messenger RNA of Symbiodinium sp. CCMP2456, 687 nucleotides long. Lineage: Eukaryota; Dinophyceae; Suessiales; Symbiodiniaceae. The record is from the annotation of a GenBank genome assembly.
AUGACGGGGCCUCACUGGACAAGAUUCAACCAGCCGGGUCUCUGCGAGGGGCGGUCACCGCUACUUCUAGCUCAUCAGAUGGCUGCAUUGCCUUUUUUCGAGUCUGAAUGGGGGCGGGUCCCGAAACGCUAUGGUGAUGCCUGUAACUUCAUGCAGAGACUGUCGGCAGAAUAUUCUUUGAACCUCUUCAAUGGGAAAGCUUGCAAGAUCGAUGCAAGGCAAAGCAACUUCUACCUGUGGAUAUCGCGCAUACCCCCGGACUGCCACAAGAUUCCUUCGCUUGACGACAGCUGUGGGAAGAAUCGCGGCGUCGCAAACGGCCUCGAGCUUGCAAGCGAACUGUCGAAGCGUUACGCAGACACUACCAUUCUAUAUGUGAACACGGGAACCAUUCCCUACCUCGACCAAGUGUUCCUGAUACGCGCGGCGAGCACCAUCAUUGCAGCGCACGGCGGCGGCUUGUGGAAUGCGGCGCGCUGGCUGAACGAGGCGCUGCACCAGCGAAUCGUGGAGAUCAUGCCGAUAGGCGGGCCCUCCGAGAGCUGUUCUCUCACCAAGAUGUUUGGCUGCCGCUACAACUUCGUCACGUGCUACGACUGCAUAACUCCAAGGAAUGGCCGCCUGCCCUUCGAGAAGCUGUUGAAGGCUGUUGAGGCAACUGAGGGCAUCCACUGCAACGGGGUCUGA